AUGUUUGGGUUCUGUUGUAGAAGAUUGCAAUUACUAGUUCCAAGCAUUUCUGUUGAUUCUUCAGUGACCCAUUUUCAAAAGGCAUCUCCUUUUAGCACAUCAUAUUCGUCAUUAUCAUUCAUAGGGUCUGAAAUACAUGAUGAUAAACCAGAAGAUGGAAAACACCAAUCUUUUAUAGUUUCAUACUUGAUAAACUCAUUUGGGUUCUCCCCACAACUUGCUCUCUCUUUGUCCAAGAAGCGAGGAGUACACUUCAACUCCCCGAAACAACCAGAUUCGGUCAUUAAGCUUCUGAGAGACUAUGGAUUCAGUGAUACCCAUGUCUCUGAAAUUGUUAAGAAACGCCCAGACCUGCUCUCAUACAAUGCUCAAGAGACCAUAAUGCCCAAACUCGAGUUUUUCACUUCUGUUGGCAUAAGAGGCACUGCCCUUGCUCACAUCAUUUCCGGCAACCCAAAGUUUUUGACCUUUAGCUUAGAGGAAAAUCUCAGACCCUGUUAUGUUAUAAUCAGAAGUCUACCGAUCCCGGACAAAAUGGUGGGUCUUGUUCUUUCCAAAUUGUAUCAGGGAUUCACGGUCACUGCGCCAUUACUAAGCAAUAUUGCUCCCAAUAUUGCAUUUCUCAAGUCAGUUCAGGUGCCUGAAUCCUCGGUCAAUUUGUAUCUGAGCAUUACCCUUUUCGCAGUGUCACGGGAAACCCACAAGUGUAAGGAAAACGUGGAGAGGGUCAUCAGUAUGGGAAUAAGCCCCUCCUCAUCUAGCUUUAUGAAGGCCUUGUAUGUGAUAUCUGCGGUGGAUGGAUUGAAAUGGGUACAAAGGAUGGAAGUAUACAAGACCACAUUCGGUUGGACUGAAGAUGAUUUCUUCUUGGCAUUUAGAAAAAAUCCCAUGUUCAUGGGAAUGUCAGAGAAGAUAGUUUUAAGUAAAAUUGAUUUUCUUGUCAAGAGAAUGGGUUGGGAGCCUGCACUUGUAGGUGCAAGUCCGAGUGUUCUAACUUAUAGUUUGGAGAAGUGGACUAUACCUAGGUGUUCAGUUAUUAGAGUGCUCCUGUUGAAGGGCUUAAUAAUGAAGGGAGAGUUUUCUUUGGGUGGCACGGUGACUACCAGUAAGAGUUACUUCUUGGAUAGGUUUGUGAUCAGAUAUCAAGAACAAGUACCUGAGUUGUUGAAUAUCUUUCAAGGGAAAAUGAGUAUUGUAGACGUUGGCUUAGGGUUUGAGGAAACAGGUGAAACAACAUGA
Messenger RNA from Fragaria vesca subsp. vesca, 1239 nucleotides. RefSeq lists its product as uncharacterized. Lineage: Eukaryota; Viridiplantae; Streptophyta; Magnoliopsida; Rosales; Rosaceae. Bases 1 to 1239 code for a protein of 412 amino acids. Gene Ontology annotation, molecular function: double-stranded DNA binding. The transcript has a single exon. Gene Ontology annotation, biological process: chloroplast organization; regulation of DNA-templated transcription. Gene Ontology annotation, cellular component: chloroplast. The record is from RefSeq and is a predicted model, not a curated record.